AUGUGCUCUUCAAAAACAUACUUGAUAACUUUUGUAUGUAUUGCAUUAUCUUCGUUCGGUUUUGUGAUCAUUGGUAUUUUUGAUAAAAAGUGGGUGGAAACACCCAAUUUUUGUAUUUCAGUUUUCCCGGAUAGCAAUGAAUGUGGUGCAGGCGACCUUACUAAUUUGCUUCUGGUUAGCAACUGGGUGUGCCUCCUAACGGCAAUUUUCUUUGUGUUAACUAUUUGUUUUAACUGGUGGAAUUCUGACACUGAGGCUCGCAAGUGGGUCAAUGGAAUUGUAAUAGUGGCUUACCAACUGGCAGGUGUUCUAGGAUUCAUUGGAUGUAUAAUACUUCUGUCAAAAUAUUCAAAUGAAAUUCGUUGGGGCUGUGUUUUUGGAUUCAUAGGUUACUCAUUAAGCGUUCUUCAGCUCUUCAUGAUAUGCUUCUGCAAAUGCGCAAUCUCUGAUAACGAUGAAACUGAAAGAGAGCCAAAAAGUGACGCAGAAGAAAACUAUAUUUAA
Saccostrea echinata is the source of this 504-nucleotide messenger RNA. RefSeq lists its product as uncharacterized. The record is from RefSeq and is a predicted model, not a curated record. The transcript is spliced from 4 exons. Lineage: Eukaryota; Metazoa; Mollusca; Bivalvia; Ostreida; Ostreidae. The coding region runs from base 1 to 504 and encodes 167 amino acids.